AUUUUAAAAAAACAGUCUAAUAAAAUAACAUUAAGAAAAGAAGAAAGGAAGGACAAUCUCUUGCAGAGAGAAUGGGUCUCAUACAUUCUAAACAGUUUAAAGCGGAACAAGCCCAUAUUCUAAUGCUUGGGCUUGAUUCAGCAGGGAAAUCUACACUUUUGUACAAGCUAAAAUUUGACGAUGUCUUCCUAACUUCGCCAACUGUUGGCUUCAAUGUGGAGAUGAUUGAAACAAGAGAAAACAUCGCCAUAACCCUCUGGGAUGUUGGUGGCCAGCACAAAAUGAGGACCGCUUGGAGCAGCUAUUUGGAAAACAUACAUAGCCUGGUCUAUGUUGUGGAUAGUAGCGACAAGUGGCGCUUGGAAGAAUCAAAAAAAGAACUGGAGGUGAUUUUGAAGAAUGACAAGACAAAGAACGUGCCUCUGGUUGUAUUAGCAAACAAGCAGGAUAUUCCUGGAGCUUUGGAUGCGGAGGAAAUAACUAAGAGACUCAACAUAAAGAAGCAUUGCCAUGAUCGAAACUGGUAUGUACAGCCCUGUUGUGCAAUUACAGGGGACGGUCUGUUAGAAGCAAUGAAGAAAGUGACAUCAUUUGCAAAAGCCCACAUGAAAUCACAACAAGAAGCUUUUGCUAUUUUCAGGCAAAAUUAACAUAACCUAAUCUGACCCAGGCAAUCAACUGUGCAGAGUUGGCCAGGACUGGAAAUCAGCCUUU
Molecule: messenger RNA, 714 nt
Organism: Varanus komodoensis (Komodo dragon)
Lineage: Eukaryota; Metazoa; Chordata; Lepidosauria; Squamata; Varanidae
Gene: ARL14
Product: ADP ribosylation factor like GTPase 14
Exons: 1
Coding region: 72-650 (192 amino acids)
Biological process (GO): intracellular protein transport; vesicle-mediated transport
Cellular component (GO): cytoplasm
Molecular function (GO): GTPase activity; GTP binding
Source: RefSeq, a predicted model, not a curated record